AUGGCCAAGACAUGCUACUUCCCAUUUUUGUUCCUUACAUAUUUUUUUUUGAGCUCAGCUUUGUUUGCCCGUUCCGAUGAUAGGUACGUUUACAGUGAAUCAGCAUCAAAGUAUGUAAGACCCAAUGCGAACGAUGAGCAGCAGUUGGAGAAGGUGCAGUCGGGAAAAGCGCAAGAUGGUGUCGCCGCCACGGUGAAUAAUGGCCCCUGGUCGAGGUCUCAGUCCUCCCUUAGUGUGGAGGAGGCGGAAGAAGGGGAAGUAGGAAGCCAGUCGAGAUUAAAAAGGACAACCCCCCCAGAGGUGGAGGCAGCACCAAAAGUGGAGUCAACACCAGGAAAAGAUCAAACCAAGGAUGACACCGCAGUGGUCGCCCACAAAAUCUCCAUGCUACAAAAAAGUGAGUCCUCCGAAACGUUAAUGGACAAAAUUGGAACACUGAUCACAAUAUUUGCCUUACAUCCGUCUAGGUACAUCAGCACCAUGAAAGAUUUAUUUCAUUUGUACAACAACAAGGUUGACAUCACGAAAGAUGGCUUCAGUUACGGGUCAAUAUCUCUACACAUGCAAUUUCACAAGCAUACCAGUAGUGAGGAUAUCGCUACGCUGAACACCGUGUUCUAUGCACAUCAUACAGAAGGCGAGGAUGAGAGAAAAGUUGAAAGGGCAAAUGGAGAGCACCUUAUUAAUCUCAACGUGGAUGAACUGUUAGAAAAGAACGCACUUGUAAAUGGUCGUUAUAUGGAUUCGUUUGGCGAAAGCGAAGGGAAUGCUACUUCGGAUGCGCCUACCAAUGUUUACCAAGCUAUUAAGGACAGUCAACUGGACGCCACGAAGUUUUUUAUCACUCUAGACAAGGUGGGCGAAGAAAAGCUUGCCGUUUCCAAACUGGACGAUUUUCUGGGCGAAUGUUUGAAGAGUGCGCAGGAUGCCUUGGCGCAGCCAGCUGCCGCCGAUAAGAAGGAGAAGAAGAAGGCCGGCAAUUUGCAAAGCGGCGGUGAGGUUAGCGGAGGUCAGGCCAAUGGAAGUCAAGCCAGUGGAAGUCAGUCCAACGGAAGUCAGGCAAGUGGAAGUCAGGCAAGUGGAAGUCAGGCCAGUGGAAGUCAAGCCAGCGCAAACCAGGCCAACAAAGGCCAAAAGAAAGCCCAGAAAGCAGCAAAAACCAGAAAGGCUCUAAUGGAAGAAUUCAAACAGAGCUUGGUCUCGAAGGACAUGGCGGCGUGUAAAGAGGCCGCCAAGCUGCUAAUGGCCAGUUCGACGGUGUCCAGUUUGAUGUACCUGUUCGUGCUAGUAGCACUGGGCAUAUACUUGUUGUAG
Molecule: messenger RNA, 1314 nt
Organism: Plasmodium vivax (malaria parasite P. vivax)
Lineage: Eukaryota; Apicomplexa; Aconoidasida; Haemosporida; Plasmodiidae
Exons: 1
Coding region: 1-1314 (437 amino acids)
Source: RefSeq, a predicted model, not a curated record